AUGGCCGGCAAGCCCAGCGGAGACCAACAGCAGCAACACCUGGUGGAUUCCGCGCUCGAACACACCGUCCUUCCGGCCCGACAUCCGCUAUCCACCUUUGAACUCGUUGUCACUACCAAUGCCCCCAUCCUCGAAUCUCUCCUCUUGCAAACUCCCACCGAGGCCAUCCUAGCCCUCUACCAUACCUCCCGCUACCUCCGCUCAUUCCUCCGCUCUUACCCGACAGCAUGGAAAUACCUCUCUUUUCGGCUCCUCUACCCCUCUGGCACCCCGCCGCCCCUCCGGGUUGUCUUCACCGGCUCCUCCGAGACCGUCAUGCCGCGCCAGUCGCGCCCGUAUGCCCUCGACCAGCUGUUGAUGAACGUGGUGAUUCCGUUUAGUCCGUGCUUGCGCAGUCUGGAGUUAGAUAACACAGCUGUGUCGGGGCAGAUCUUGAUGUCGACGGUACUACAUUCGCGGCGCGAGACCUUGGAACAUCUCUCUGUACGAGGCUGCAAGAACGUGUCGCUCAAAUACCACAUCAUCCCGUACCUCACGAUGUUUGGCCUCCAAUAUGAUGUCAACAUGGAGCAAAAUAUUGGGAGUUCACCGGAUACCAAGCAUCUUGCACUGAAAAGUCUUUACACAUAUCGAUGUCGACAUCAUCGACGACGGCCGUAUCUGACUUCCUCCUUGUCGCGAAAAGACUCCGACUCGGAACCCACACAUGAGCUGGUCAACCUCUGCCAUAAGCUGGGCAUUUGGACAGAUACCGCGUGGUGCUCGACUCCGGCGGGGAGAUGUUUUCGGAGACGGGGUUACGUGUCUAUGCGUGUUCCACAGGGGUCGGCAGAAGUGUGGGUGGUGUUCGAUCGGCUGUGGAGGUCGAAGAAUUGGAUCGGUCCGGUAGACCAGGCGAAUCGUCCAGUCCAGCGGGAUGCGAAGCUGUGGGAACACAGUGAGACCGGCUAUUACGGUGAGGCUUUGGGGACCGGAGAGAGUGGAGACCAUGGAGAGGGGAAGAUGCUGCCGGCACAUUUGCGACGGAGCCAUACACAAUUCGUUGAGAAUAUCCGCUGCGACAACUGCUGCGAGUUGAUCCCUGAACGAUGCGAGCAAUGCAGUAUAUUGAUGCACUGUGUCGGAUGUCGAAAGACUUUGUGUGCUAGCUGCGCUUACGAACGGCCUUAUCUGCACUGCCGGCCUCGAUCGGUAUCUAAGGACAGUCCAUUCUGGUGGGCUCCUGGAGCUACGAUGUCGCCAUGUUCUAUGCAAGACCCUGUCGAAGAUUCCGAAAACACUACUGUAGCCAACAACGCGGCUCCCUCCUAUCCCGCCCUCACGUUUCAUUGGUGCUGCACCGAGCCUAUCUUCUCGGGCGGCGGCGGCAUCAGUAUCGGCACACCGAACCGCGAUGUGGACCAGGUACGAGCCGUGCCCCUGCCGCGAGGACAGGGAUGGGAGGACCUGGAGUACUCGGCGCAGGAAUGGAGCAAGACGUUCCCGCGGGAUGCCUACGGAGACCCUCGCAAGCCCGACUAUACGCUGGAGACCGGACACAUCGCCAUGAUGCGAUGGCUACUUGGGCCGCCCGACCGACAGCCUGCCGCUUGUCCGCGCAACCUAUGCCAGGACUGCUAUGACACGCCUCAGUGGAAGGUACACUGCAAGAGCUGCUCGAAGCCACUGUGUAUCGAGCAUGAUCUGCGAGGACUCCGCUUGAGAAUCUGUGGAUACCGGGAUCUGACGCUGGAGAAGCUGGCGAUCCAGAACCACGCCGAGACCGGCUCUCGCGGGUUUGUGUCUUCGCGGAUGCCCUACACGAAUUCCGUGCCAGAGUUCGAGCUGCCGUAUCGGACGCAGCGGAUUCUCGAUUCGACUACGAGCAGUUUUACCGAGGACAACCAAGAGGUCUUUCCCGAGGCGAGCAGUAGCGCGUUCGACCAUCCUCGGCCCACGCCUUUGGUUCACCGCCGCUCGCGAAGUCUGUCCAUCUCGAAUUCCAACCGUUCACGCUCAUCCUCGCCGUCAUCGGUCUACUGCGACUCGCCGUCCGACCAGCCCAGAUGGCAAGGAUGUCAGUCCUUUUUCUGUCCGCAGUAUCGAGCAGUCGGUGACCAGCGACAGCGGUGCGCCAGCGUUCUCCGCGAGUGCACCAGCUGCUCGGUGUACGUAUGCGAGGACUGCACCAUCGCCUUCCCGCCGUGCAACUGCUCCUAUUGCGAAGCCAACUACCUGUGCCCGAACUGCCUGAAGAUGCGGGAACGAGACGGGACCUGCCGCCGGCCGGCAGAAGAAAAGGCCCGUCGGGAGCGCAAAUGGAAAGAGGACAUGCGUCUGCUGGAGGGAAUCGUGCAGGACAAACUGGCGAAUAAAAUGGCAAACAAGAUGGCCGAGUAUGCCGGCGAGUUCUUCGACGUUAUCGAGCGGGAGGAACACGGCGAGGUGCAGCAUAUCGAAGAAGCCUCGACGUAUCCUGGACCCGUAACCGAGGAUCUAGGCGAGGAGAUAUUGACGGACAGUACGGAAUGA
Messenger RNA from Aspergillus luchuensis, 2511 nucleotides. RefSeq lists its product as uncharacterized. The record is from RefSeq and is a predicted model, not a curated record. The transcript has a single exon. Lineage: Eukaryota; Fungi; Ascomycota; Eurotiomycetes; Eurotiales; Aspergillaceae. Bases 1 to 2511 code for a protein of 836 amino acids.